Messenger RNA from Pelobates fuscus (common spadefoot toad), 977 nucleotides. RefSeq names its product phospholipase A2 inhibitor and Ly6/PLAUR domain-containing protein-like. The record is from RefSeq and is a predicted model, not a curated record. Lineage: Eukaryota; Metazoa; Chordata; Amphibia; Anura; Pelobatidae. The coding region runs from base 51 to 707 and encodes 218 amino acids. The transcript is spliced from 5 exons.
GUUAAACAGUGCCAGUUCUUUUUCUACGGAGUCUCUGGUCUAUUUCCAUCAUGAGGUCUCUGCUUGGAUUUCUGUGUACCUUUUCACUUUUUAUAUCGUCCGGUUACGCCUUGUCAUGCACUCAAUGUAUGGUCAUGGGCACCAAAUCCUGCGAUGGUGGCAGCGUCACCUGCCCUUCCGAUAGCGUCUGUGGAACAUAUUACGUUGUAGGUUACCAAAAAGAAGUAAAAGUAUCAGAAACAUUUACAAGAAAUUGCAUUCCUAAGAAACAAUGCGGUAUGAAAGGAAGUUUUACCGUUAUGCAAGACGUCAAAAGCGAAGCUGGUAUUAGCUGCUGCUACACUGACAACUGUACCCCACCUGAACCCACAUUACCCAAAAUAAAUACACAGACCAAUGGACUCAUCUGUCGAAGCUGCAUUGAUAUUAACUCUGAUUGGUGUUACACAAGUGACACAGUAGAGUGCACAGGGAAUGAAGAUAUGUGCUACCUCCAGACUACACAAAUAGACGGACUCAUUUCACUCAAGACAGCAAACCGUGGUUGCACCACCAAAAAUAUCUGUGAGUUAGGAGACCAGUCCAUAUCGGCUCACGGUAUGAACAUGAAGUCCACCAUGAAAUGCAGCAGUGGAAGUGCUGCCCUCUACAGUGGAUUCUUCCUGGCAAUAACUGUGGCUUUAUUCCUCACUAAACUCUUGUGUUAAAAAAAAUAAGUUUUAUAUCAAAAAGUUUUUAUUUUUUUUACCUUUUUUUUUAUAUUACAGCAAAGAAUGUUCAUAAGUUAAUGUUUAAUAAAUCAUCAUUUGGGGGGGUUUGUUUCUAAACUUGUAUUUUGUUUAUAAACUAGUGCUUGACUACCUUAUUAGUAUAUUUAGCUGCACUGCUUAUAAGUAUUACCCACUUUUCCAUGCACCCCAAAAGUGACACUUAUUUAACUGUGUGUGUAAUUUAAAAAUAAAAGAUAUAUUACUUGA